Messenger RNA from Physcomitrium patens, 1364 nucleotides. RefSeq lists its product as uncharacterized. The record is from RefSeq and is a predicted model, not a curated record. Lineage: Eukaryota; Viridiplantae; Streptophyta; Bryopsida; Funariales; Funariaceae.
AUAUAUAGUCAUGGUAGUCGAGAGUUCCCCUCAAUCAAAACAAGCUAAUUGUGCAGGACUUGCCUUGAGCUAUUUGCUUUAGCUUACGAUCUACUUUAGUGUACUUCUACGUUGAUAAUUUUAUCCUCACCCGUGUCGAGAAUGGCGUCUAUGUCCACUGCGAUGGCACUGUCGAGCUCUGUGGCUGCACCUGCAGUCAAGCUCUCCUCCAACGCUGCUUUUGGAUCGUCCGGAGUUCAGCAACUGGCUGCUGUGCGGUCGCCUGUGAAGCCGAACGCAUCCAGAGUUGUGGCUGCCAGGGCAAGCCAGUCCUCUGAGGAACAAGCCCCUGUGAAGUCUAAGGUUCUUGUGGCGCUUGUGGCCGCCGGAGCGGCAUUCGCAUUGAAUGUUACUCCUGUUGCUCCCGCACAAGCUGGGUUUUUCAGCAAUGACAUCCAGGUCGAGCGGGGCGCCACAUCCCCACAAUUCCCCGGAAACGAAGGCACUGGAACGAAGGUCGGCAACAACACGGGUAGCAGAGGGUCAGCCAGUUCUGGCACGCCCUUCGGUGAAGGCGCCGGUGGCAACUUGGUUGGAGACAACCAAGCCACCAGGCAGCUUUCGUCCACGGGAACACCGUUGGGAGAAGGAAGUGCCAGCGGCUCCGGCGUGAAUGGUGCGGAGGCGUUGAAGGUACCUGAUGUGGGACUGCCUGAUGUGUCCAACCCCUUGAACAAGAUUGGUGAGCUUAAUCCCUUGAAGAAUGGUGCACCCGAUGCAUCGAACAUCGUCGGCGACGCCAAGAAUGCUGCUCAGGACUUGGCGGGGGACGCCAAGAGUAAGAUUGGCAUGGGAGGAAUGGGAGUGCCUGAUGCAGGCAUCGUUGCUAGCAACGCCAAGGGCAUGGCCGCUGAUGCGAAGUCCAAGGUAAGUGGCGGGAUGAGUGAUCCUUCAAGCAUUGCGAGUGACGGAAAGAACUCUGCCAAGGAUUUGGUAGGCGAUGCCAAGAGCAAGUUGAGCAAUGUUGCCAGCUCUGACGUUGUCGGUGACGCUAAGAACGCUGCAAGCGAUGCUGCAAAUCGCGCAACUCAGGGAGUUGCAUCAAACAGUGCACAAGGCGUUGCGGAGAACGUGAAGAACAGCAUUGGAUUACCUAACCCCAUGGAAGCUGGGAAGGCUCUCAUUAGUAAGGUAAGCGGGAAUUAAAUGAUUUGUGCGAAGUUGAUGAAUUAAUCUCGUGCCUAGUGUUUUGCUAGAGUUGAAUCGAGUGGAACCUGUACAUGACGAGCUUGAAUGUGCGAGGAUGUUAAUCAUCGUCGUCACUCAUUGUAAAUGUAUGUAGUUAGAUGUUCAGCAUCGUAAUAAAACUUGUAUCACCUUUAUAA